AUAUUACAUUAUUAUCCAAUAGUCUCUCAGUGUGUGAAAUCUUGUGAUGCGCUCCCAAAGUCUGGCCCAACUACCUCCUGGAAUUUCAGAAUUUUUCUUGGGCCAUAAGAGUAAAAAACUUGCGCGCGGCGUUGAAUGUUGCCGUUGAAUGUUUCACAGUGGGGGUGGUUCAUGAAUCAUCACACCAACUUGCAAACUCUAAAAUUCCACUGACUUGCAACGUAACGCCAUGUCGUUGGUUUUGGUUGGCCGUUCAAGUCGGUUACGGGCCCACACGCAAACCAUGAAUCAUGCCAGCAUCAGCAGGCCACGUCUGAGCUCGCCAUGCUCGCGUCCUGUGGGCAAUGCGGGUGAAGAGUCUUGGCGCAACGUGGCGGCGACUUUGGGUUGUUAAUUGGCGGGUCAAUGCAGGCGAACAUUAUCGGGCAUUGACACGCCACCCGGUACGUCCCUUUCCUUCUGGCCUCUCCGAUUUCCUCUAAGGAUCUACUACUACUGCAGGGUGCUACGAACUCACAGCACGCCACACCGGGCUCCUGCGCUGAUCGUAGAGAGCGAGGCGUCUGCAAAUGGAGGAGCGCGGCGGCGGAGAGCACGAGGCGUGGGAGCAGCCGCUGUGGAGCGCACGGGGCAGCCCCGCCACCUCGUCGGCGGGCUCGCUGGCGGACGAGCCCGACGACGACGCCGAGGACAAGGUGUUCGUCGCGGUGCCCGAGGAUGUCGGCGACGGGAGGAGCACCCUGCUGUGGGCGCUGCACAACUUGGUCAGGGACGGUUCCGAGGUUGUGAUCGUCCAUGUCCACAGCCCCGCACGAGCGAUCGCCAGGAUGAGGGAUCAUACCAGCAUGAAACCAGAAGAAAUCAAGGAGUACAGGAAGCUCAAGCGAGCAAAGGCAGAGAAGAACCUGAAUGCAUAUGUUCAAAUAGCAAAACGCACAGGGGAAGACAUAGAGGUUGGUUGUGAGAAAGUAAUAAUUGAGAUGGAUAAUGUUGCUCAAGGACUUGAGGAACUCAUCAUCCUUCAUAACAUCACCGAGCUUGUAAUGGGAGCAGCUGCAGACCAACACUUCUCAAAAGAAAUGAACACACCAAAGUCAAAGACAGCACUCAAGCUUAUGGAGACAGCAGUUCCAUCAUGCAAGAUAUGGUUUACUUGUAAAGGGCAUUUGAUAUGUACCAGGGAAGCAACUGAAAGCCUUCCUGCAAUACUUCCAUCACCUGCAAAAAAUGCACCAAUGGCACCAGCAUACAGCAUAUCAAGCCAAAUGGGAUCAAUGGCACCCGCUGAGUUGGAAUAUGAAGUAUCAAGCUCCAAAGGAUACACUUCAAGCUCAUUGGUUGCAACAGAAAUGACAGAUUGGGAUUAUCUUUUCGGAGAUUGGGGAAUGACAGUGUAUGGGUCAUCAAGAAUUGAUGCUGCUGCCAAUUUCUCCGGAACUGCUGCUCUACCUCCAAUUAUCGGUGAUGCAAAUGAACUAACACCAGUCCUGCAUUCUCCUACACAAGAAUCUGAUAAUGUCUACUUGCUGCUAGAAUCAGCAUAUAAUCAGGAAGACGAACCCAGUGUAGAUGAAGAAAUGUAUGGGAAACUUCAAGAUCUAUGUAGUGAAGCUAAGCUGUUGCUGGAUCAAGCUGAUGAUAAGUCUCAUAAAAUAGGCAAAGCUGAAAUGGACCUGCAUUCAGCACUUGAAAGAAUUAAAGAGUCAGAAGAUUCUUAUCUUCAAGAGGUGAGCCAGAGAAAAGAAAUUGAGAAGACGUUUGCCAGACAGAGGCUGCAGAUUGAAGAAAUGAGAAGGCGACUAUGCACAUUAUCUGAUGAAUUACAGGAUUCAAAAAAGUAUAACCUUAUGCUUGAACAACGUAUAACACAAAUUAAAUCUGCUGCAAAAGAUCAUGUGGAAGAAAUUACUGAAUAUUUUAUAAAACAAUCAUGUGAGGAAUCUAAGAAAUGCCAAAAGAUCGAAAUGGAUCUGCUUUCGACACUUCAGAGAGUUAAAGAGGUGGAGAGUUUGCUCCAAAAUGAGAAGGCACAGAGGGAAUAUAUGGAAGAGAAGAUAGCAAGACAGAGGACAGAGAUUGAAGAAACAAAGAGACAACGAGAUAAACUAUAUUACGACUUCCAGGACGCAAAAGAGCAGAGGAUCAGACUGGAACAAGUUGAUGCGUCUGAAGAAACUAACAGAAGAAGAAAAGCGGAAAGAGAUAUGCUCUCAUAUCUUCAAAGGAUUAAAGACCUGGAGAAUCAGCAGAUACGUCAGUUGAAAAAACAGGAAACAAUGGAGGAGACAAUGGCAAGACAGAAGGAAGAAAUUCAAGCAACAAAAAGAAAGUUACAUGAGAUACAUGGCAAACAUAUGGCUGAGAUCAAGUCUGCUGUGAAAGUCCAUGAAGAAAAGGAUGCAAACAGCAAACAGCUUUUCCAAGAGCUCCAGGUAAAGUAUGACAAGUUACUGCAUGAGAGAGACACUGCAGUUAUAGAAGCCAAAGAGCUGCGCCAAAAGAACAAGCAAAGUGCCUCAGUGACAAAUGAAACUCCAUACACCGGGUUCUCAUUUGUCGAGCUGCAGAAAACAACCAACGGAUUUGAUGCAGAAUUUAAGAUUAGCGAAGAUGGAUUUGCAAGCAUCUAUAAAGGUUUUAUCCGCAACACAAAUGUAGCAAUAAAGUUGUUCCAUCCACGAAGCUUAAAAGGGCAGGCAAAGUUUUAUCAAGAGGUUGCUGUCCUCAGUAGAGUCAGGCAUCCUAAUCUCGUCACACUGAUGGGAGCAUGCCCGGAUGAUUUCGCGCUCGUGUACGAAUUCCUCCCAAAUGGUAGCCUCGAGGACUGGCUCUCAUGCAAGAAACACAUGCCACCUCUGACAUGGAAGGUGCGCACGCGGAUCAUUGGGGAGAUAUGCUCAGCUUUAGCCUUCAUCCACUCACAUAAGCCUUAUCCAAUUGUUCACGGUGAUCUAAAUCUGGGGAACAUUCUCCUUGAUGCCAACUUUGUCAGCAAGGUGGGAGACUUGGGCAUCUGCCACCUUCUCAGACAACCCGACUUACCAACCACCAACCUGCAACAUCACCCUACAAAGAACCAUAAGGGGACACUUUGCUGUAUGGACAAUGGUGAAUUCAAGUCAGCAAGAGAGCUCAUGCUGUGGUCCGACGUGAACUCAUUCGGCAUUAUCAUCCUUCGCCUACUGACAGGGAGAUCAAAGCAACAGAUUGGUGAAAUAGUGGAAGAAGCAAUGGAGAAAGGUAACCUGCAUUCUAUCAUUGAUGCCUCCGCAGGGGACUGGCCAUUGAUGCAGGCCAACCAGAUGGCACAGCUUGGGCUUAGAUGCAUCACCUUGAGCUGGGGGCGCCAGCCAAAUCUCGCAGGGGAAGUAUGGGUGGUGAUCGAGCAACUGAUGAAAGCUGCUUGCCUGCCCACUGGGCCAUCUCGAUUUGCAUCACCUUCAGAUGCUCCCCCUCCAUCACACUUCAUCUGUCCAAUUUUUCAGGAAGUGAUGAGUGAUCCCCACAUGGCAGCAGAUGGGUUCACAUACGAAGCCGAAGCAAUCAGGGGAUGGCUUGACGCGGCCGACACAUCGCCGAUGACAAACCUGAGACUAGCAAACCGCACGCUCACCCCAAACAAGGCGCUCCGUUCAGCGAUUCUCGAGUGGCAACAGCAACAGAACCGGAGGUGACUCAUUCACUGGACGCGGGUGCAGCAGCAGCUCACGCCAGAUGCUUCAUCCAGCUGUGAAUAGUGUGGUGAAUAGGGUAUUGUACUGAGUUUUGUUUUAGUAGCAUGCAAAUUGGUGUA
Molecule: messenger RNA, 3793 nt
Organism: Setaria italica (foxtail millet)
Lineage: Eukaryota; Viridiplantae; Streptophyta; Magnoliopsida; Poales; Poaceae
Product: U-box domain-containing protein 33
Exons: 13
Coding region: 570-3674 (1034 amino acids)
Biological process (GO): protein ubiquitination; protein phosphorylation
Molecular function (GO): ubiquitin-protein transferase activity; ATP binding; protein kinase activity
Source: RefSeq, a predicted model, not a curated record